AGGCAGAAGAGGCACGCAAGAUGUUGGCUUUGUUGGAAGGGGAUGAAGAAGGCCGCUCGAUUUAUAUGGAGGCAGUUGGAAGGGAUGUGGAAGGUUCGUUGCCUUGUGCCUCACGUUUGCGAUUCGAUUGGAUGCAAGAAAGAGAUCGAAGUGGAGAAGAACCCUUGGGCGUUGACUUCGACCAUCCUGCGUUCUCACGCGGUCGGGUCCAUCUUUCUGAUUUGACCAAAAUUAAUAGCCGUCGUUCUUCCAGAAAAGGGGUCGUUCGAGAAGCUUCUCGUGCUUCUUUCGUGGAUGGCGGAACGUCACCCAGGCGUCUGACAGAUGCGCGGGCACCGUUCGCUGAUCGAUUAUUCUUCGACGGAGUGGGAUUUCUUGAUCAAGGUGGAUGUCUCUUCACCUCAAAUCUGCUGCUGCUAAAGCAGUAGUUGAGAUGGGUCAGGAAUCAUGGACAUAUCGAUGUUGGUCUCUCGUGAUGUUGCCCUCUGAAUCCAAUCCCAACAACAUUUCGGAUGAAUUGGUGGGUUGCGGCAUUAUUUGACUUGUAUUGGAUCUGGUUGUGUUGUAUCCAGGGUUUAUAUCGGCUUCGUAUAACGGUUCCGUUCCAAUAUAACAGCCGGGUGACCAAUUAUCUCGUUCACAAAGUAUCUCUUCAGGACGACGGAGAUGGGACAAGUGGCAGAAAAUUAAGGGAGGUGGUGACGUGGGCGCCACCACCCGUCUCUACUGGUAAUG
This is a messenger RNA of Musa acuminata subsp. malaccensis (wild Malaysian banana), 735 nucleotides long. The record is from RefSeq and is a predicted model, not a curated record. NCBI's taxonomy places the organism in Eukaryota, Viridiplantae, Streptophyta, Magnoliopsida, Zingiberales, Musaceae.